Molecule: messenger RNA, 1188 nt
Organism: Angiostrongylus costaricensis
Lineage: Eukaryota; Metazoa; Nematoda; Chromadorea; Rhabditida; Metastrongylidae
Source: the annotation of a GenBank genome assembly
AUGGGUCUUGAACGGCUUGAAAAUGCCAAUCCACUUAUCUAUGCCGUCAAGUCACGUGAGCGAACCAACACUGCAGAUUCCAUGAACGAAUCCGUUGAGGAUCCUAUCGAUGCGCUAGAGAUCUUCGACCUCAUUCGUGAUAUCAAUGAUCCGGAACAUCCUUACACUUUAGAGCAAUUAAAUGUGGUACAAGAGGAGUUGAUUAAAGUCUAUAAGGAUUCGAAACACACUUACGUUGAUGUACGAUUUACGCCUACUAUUCCACAUUGUAGUAUGGCAACCUUAAUAGGGUUGGCGAUUCGGGUGAAAUUGUAUCGUUCCUUACAUCCAAGAGUUAAGGUUUGUGUUUCGAUAACGGAAGGAAGUCAUAAUACUGAGGAGGCCAUAAAUCGGCAGUUGGCGGAUAAAGAGAGAGUUGCAGCAGCUAUGGAAAACACUAACCUAAUGUUCGCAGUAAAUCGUUGUUUAGCUCUUCCGAUGGUUACUCCAACUCUUAUAAAUCCGUCAUUAUUGUCUAGUGUCCACACUUUGCGACAUUUCUCUUCAAAAACUAGAUCAAGUACAAUGAAGUAUUUGCGUCGCCAGAUGACGGAUGAGUUUUCUGUGAAGGCUCGCGAGCACUCUUAUCGAUGCAGUUUAGGUAUCACUGUGUUGGACGUUGGCUGUGCACCGGGUUCUUGGAGCCAAGUUGUUGUUGAGCGAUGUCAGCUGAACACAAAAACUACCCCUGGAUAUCUGCUUGGUAUUGAUGUUCAGGUGGUUUCUCCAAUACCAGGGGCUGAUAUUCUUUCUAUGUCUGAUAUUACAUCCCCGAAGACGCAGGAAUUAAUAGUAAAGAAACUGGACGGGCGUUUUGUUGAUGUAGUACUUAGUGAUAUGGCUCCGUCUCCUACAGGUGACAAUGCCACAGAUCAUCUAAGACUGACGGAGUUGUGUCGCACAAUAUUCCGUCUAUUUGCUCCACAAACUGAGAUCUAUACAGCGAACGACGCAUCCAUUAAUAGGUCUCCGUUGUUCCAGCUAUCGAAUAAUGGAAAAUUUUUGUGUAAAAUGUGGGACGGAAGUUAUCGACAGUCAUUUAUGCUAGAACUUUUGACUUAUUUCAAGCAAGUGCGAACCGUAAAGCCUAAAUCUAGUAGGGAUUCAAGUGCUGAGUUGUAUUUGUUGUGCACAGGUAGAAAUAAAUAG